CCAUGCAGGGAGACCAUGCCUAGACCCAGGAAGAGGCUGGCUGGGGCUGCUAAGCCAUACAGGAAGGGGCCAGCAGAAAAAUAUACCAAGACUUAGGAACCAGAUGAGGCAUCAACUAAAGUGGUGAACUCUAGCCCUCAGAAGACAUCAACCUCUAAAAAUUGUGGGAAGAAUCUAAGCAACUGCUGGCUGACGACGUCAGAGCCAGAAAGCCGACUAGAGAAAGGUGUAGAUGUGAAGUUCAGCAUUGAGGACCUCAAAGCGCAGCCCAAGCAGACAGCAUGCUGGGAUGGUGUUCGCAACUACCAGGCCUGGAACUUCCUUAGAGCCAUGAAGCUGGAGGAAGAAGCCUUCUUCUACCAUAGCAACUGCCAAGAGCCAGGCAUGUCAGGACUUGUGAAGAUUGUGAAGGAGGCUUACCCAGACCACACACAGUUGGAAAAAAGCAAUCCUUAUUAUGACCCAUCCAGCAAAGAAGACAACCCUAAAUGGUCCAUGGUGGAUGUACAGUUUGUUCGGAUGAUGAAGCGUUUCAUUCCCCUGGCUGAGCUCAAAACCCAUCACCAAGCUCACAAAGCCACUGGUGGCCCUUUAAAAAAUAUGGCGCUCUUCACUCAGCAGAGACGCUCAGUUCAGCCCCUGACCCAAGAGGAGUUUGGUUUUGUUUUGAGUCUGGAGGAAAAGGAACUGAGAUAACUGAGACACUCGCUGGAAUGGGCAAGACAUUACUCCAAAGAAGUGAAGUUUCUAUUAAGACACAAGGAGGUGUAA
Hipposideros armiger (great roundleaf bat) is the source of this 771-nucleotide messenger RNA. RefSeq names its product thymocyte nuclear protein 1-like. Lineage: Eukaryota; Metazoa; Chordata; Mammalia; Chiroptera; Hipposideridae. Gene Ontology annotation, cellular component: nucleus. The record is from RefSeq and is a predicted model, not a curated record.